GAGUUCUCUUGAGCUUCACUGCUCUGAACUGACUUCUUCCCCCCCAAAUAGAGCGAGACAGGGAGGGAAAGACCACCACACUGAAGCUGCCUUCAGUUGUGGUGGGGCCAGGUUCCAAGCUGGAUUGUGCACAUGGCAAAGCAGGUGCACAGUCCAGAUGAGUGAUCAAUAUCUUGCUGGCCCUAGACUUUUUUGCUAUUGUCCUGGCCCACCCCCAGCUCCUCCCACGUACUCCCCACCCAUUCUCCAGAUCUGCCCAGGCUUGUAGUUGCUAAGCCUCUUCUCCAAACAGAAACUUGAUCUUGUUGGGCCCAACAAAACUGGCCUUUCCUCUGCCUCUAUUUUAUCCUUUCUCAGUCCCGUGCCUUCUAACUUCUGCAGGUUUCAAGGGGUGUCAGGGAAGAAAUCCCAUCCCAUGGCCUCCAGCACCAAAGAGCCUGGGCUCCUGCCCUGCCGGUCCUGUGACAUGGUUUUCCGCUCUCGGACCUUGUUGGCUGCCCACACUCAACGCUUCUGCAUUGGCCAUCUGAGCCGGGAGGUGACACUUGGAGCACAGCCCUCAGUAGCCAUUGAGCCACAGGGCCCCGCGGUCGUGUCACAAGAGCAACUGGGCCAGUCGGACCAGGAGGCCAGCAAAUCGGCUCUACUGAGGCUAACGGAGGAAGUGCAAGGGCUACGGCUGUACCUGCAGGACCUGCGGCCCUGGCGAACAACAGCUGUUCCUUGGGGGGCUGAUGGGUCGCGGAGGCCAGAGGCCCUGUCUCAGGGCACCGCAGGCGGCCCGGCCGAGCGGCUGCAAACACUACACGGAACACACGCCCGGCGCCUGGCGGAGACAGAGGCACAGGGCCGGGCCCUGCGGCGACGCGGCGAGGAAUUGAGUCGGCGUCUCCAAGGCUUGGCCCGUCGGGAGUAUCAAGGAAUGUCACGCCUAUUCGGCGUGGAACAAGAACUUCGAGAACUCCGAGCGGAGGCAGGGCGCACGCGGGUUGCUGUGGAGGCCUUAGGCGCGCAGGUUGUGCAGUUACAGCCCGCGCCCGGGGCCCAGUCCUACGCCUUGCGAGAGGCAGAAAUUUGUUUUCCGUCGCUAUCAACAAACCCGGGGACUCUGGCAGCUGAGAUCGGAGCCCUGCGUCAGGCCUACAUUCGGGGAGGCGGCCGGGACCCUGGCGUUCUGGGGCAGAUAUGGCAGUUACAAGUGGAGGCGUCAGCACUAGAGCUGCAGCGGUCACGCAAUCGCAGGGGAAAACAGGCGGGUGUUGCAAAGGGGGAACUUCUACUAAUGGAGGCUGAAAACCAUCGCCUGGAGGCAGAAGUCUUGGCCAUGCAAAGGGCCACAGGCCGGCAUUUUUGGGGCUCCCGACAGACUCAACUUGUGGCAGAUCCCAGUCCAGGCUUGAGGAGAGAUGCUCCACUCCUCCCACCACCAGUGGCUCCUCCACUGCCACCUCAUCUACCUCCUCCAGGUUUCCUCUUGGGUGGAACAGAAAAGGCUCUCAAGUUUCCUGAAACCAAGACUGCGAAUGUAGGCCUGGAUCCACAGUUUCUUCUGCCCACAUCUGAUGUUCUGGGCCCUGCACCUUAUGACCCAGGGGCUGGCCUGUUCAUUUUCUAUGACUUCCUGCGAGGUCUUGAGGCUUCUUGGAUUUGGGUGCAACUAAUAACUGGCUUGGCCAGAGAUGGACGGGAUACAGGAGGGACCACAGUAUUGUCACCAUCCCUUUGCUUGCCACCACCUCCAACUCCUGGACCCAUGGGCAACUGUGCUAUCCUUGCCAGCAGGCAGCCUGUACCCAGACUGCCACCUUCGCCAUCAGUAUCCUUGGUUUGUGAGUUGCAGGCCUGGCAGGGGCUGGCAUGGUCUAGGGCACCACAGCCAAAGGCCUGGGCCUCAUUACUGCUAUUUGACCAGCAUCAGAGGUUGUUGAGUGGUCGCUGGCGUCUCCCACUUCGGGCCCUUCCACUGGACACCAGUCUUACCCCAGGGCAGCUGAAUGGAAUUCCCCAGAUAGCUCAGGCUGAACUCUUUCUACGGCUGGUGAAUGCAAGAGAUGCAGGUGUCCAGACUCUAACAGAGGUCAACCCAGCAAAUGCCCAUGAGUACCAGUACCCACCUCCGGUGUCCAGCUCAUCUUCACUGGAACCCAGCUCACUUGCCCCAAUAGCUGGCUUUGUCGACCCACCUCCUGCUGCAGCUGAGUCUGGUGAUGGCAGAGUUAUGGAUAAAGAUGAUCUGAGUUCCCAAAGUUUCGACCCAUCACCACAGACAUCCUAAAAUGAAUGUGGAAGAGUAGCUUCAGGCAUAAAGCCUACAUUGAGGCCUAUUCUUAGACAGGCAUCAUUACAACUCCAUGUUUUGACACAGGAUCUAGAAGCAAAAAGAUCCAAGCACAAAGAAUAGUAACUGCCAAUCAUAUCUAUAACACUGUGCAUAUAGCCUUUCUCUAUCUGUAUGUAUGUAUUAGCUCUGGCUAAUGGUGAUGUGGGGAAUUGAACCUGGGACUUCUGAAUUUCAGGCAUGAAAAUACUUUUGCAUACCAUCAUGCUAUCUCCUCCAGCCCUCUAACUCUGUUGGGUUGUUUUUUUAAUACAGAUCAAUGUGAGAAAUGAACUCUAAGUAUUUGCAAUAUUAAAGUUCUUUGAAAGGUGA
Messenger RNA from Erinaceus europaeus (western European hedgehog), 2650 nucleotides. RefSeq names its product coiled-coil domain containing 17 (gene CCDC17). Bases 416 to 2275 code for a protein of 619 amino acids. Lineage: Eukaryota; Metazoa; Chordata; Mammalia; Eulipotyphla; Erinaceidae. The record is from RefSeq and is a predicted model, not a curated record. The transcript has 13 exons.